Molecule: messenger RNA, 819 nt
Organism: Drosophila grimshawi
Lineage: Eukaryota; Metazoa; Arthropoda; Insecta; Diptera; Drosophilidae
Exons: 3
Coding region: 162-599 (145 amino acids)
Source: RefSeq, a predicted model, not a curated record
UCAGUUGACCAAAGUAGCAGCAGCAGCCGCAACACGUUAGCAGCGCUUAUUCGCUACAAAAUUCUCGUAAUUUAUUCAAAACACAAUUAAACGUUAAACAAAAACGUUGUUUGUCGCAAUCGUACUAGUUGGAAGCAAAACAAGAUCAUAAUAUAGCAAAUAUGGCCGAUGAUCCUGUUAAUCAGCGGGCAUUUGCCGAGGAUGUGGCCGCUGCGGCAGCAGCUGGCGGCGAUCAGGGUUUCGCAAUGCCGCCACCAGGUAGUGCUGGUCCCGGUAGUCCCGAUUUUAAAAUGCCCAGUGCCGAGGACAUCUGGAAAAUGGUCGAAUCCAUGGAGGGCAUUUCGGAUACUGAGCGUGAAGAGCUACGCGAGAGCAUAUUCAAUCCCCAAGCAUCAUCGCCGGAGGAUUUCAUGAAACAAUAUGGACAGCCGGGUCACAGUUCCCGAGAGUAUAUUGUGUUCUUUGUGAUGAUUGCGCUCAUCUUGAUCGUCUUUGCUCUCUUCGGGUUCAAGCUGUACAAAUCGCUAACGGAGAAGGAGCUGAAGAAGCAGGAGAAACUCAAGAGCAAACAGCAGAAGAAGACAAAGAAGUCCAAUUGAAAUGGAUUAAUGAAUAUAUUGCAUCUAAUAUUUGCAAGCGAUUCUUGAAAUUUAUAUUAAAUUUUCAACAACAACAACAAUAACAGCAACGGCAAAAUAGAGAUGCACCCAUUGUUAAAUGAUAAUCAAAGUAUAAAUUCCCUGUAAAUGAAUAGAUUGUAUAUCACCUGCAUAUGCAAAUUAUCUAAUAUAAAAGUUAUAUAUACGUACUAGGUUGAAA